GCAGCCUGUUUGAAAGACUGAAAACUCAGUAUUUGAAUAUGUGAAAAAGGCAGCAGAUUGCUUGAGAUAUGAUAAAAACCUAGUGUUUGCCCAGCGCUGGGGAAUUAGAAAAGGAAUGAUAAUGGGAUUCUUCACUGGUUACAUCUGGUUCAUAAUCUUCCUGUGUUAUGCAUUAGCCUUUUGGUAUGGCUCAAAACUUGUCCUUGAAGAAGAUGAGUAUUCACCUGGGACUCUCUUACAGGUUUUCUUUGGAGUCUUAAUAGGUGCUUUAAAUCUUGGUCAGGCUUCUCCUUGUUUGGAGGCUUUUGCCACUGGCCGCGGGGCUGCAACAAACAUCUUUGAGACGAUAGAUGCAAAACCUACCAUUGACUGCAUGUCAGAAGAGGGCUACAAGUUGGAUAAAAUAAGAGGUGACAUUGAAUUCCAUAAUGUAACAUUCCAUUACCCAUCCAGGCCCGAAGUAAAGAUUUUGGAUAAUCUUAGCAUGGUUAUUAAAUCAGGGGAUACAACCGCUUUUGUUGGACCCAGUGGAGCUGGGAAAAGCACCACAGUGCAGCUCAUCCAGAGGUUCUAUGACCCCUCUGAAGGCAUGGUUACCCUGGAUGGCCAUGACAUUCGCUCCCUUAACAUUCAGUGGUUGCGCUCACUGAUUGGUAUUGUUGAGCAAGAACCAGUCCUGUUUGCCACCACAAUUGCAGAGAAUAUUCGCUAUGGCCGUGAUGAUGCUAGUAUGGAAGACAUCAUCAAAGCAGCCAAGGAAGCCAACGCCUACAACUUUAUCAUGGAUCUGCCACUGCAAUUUGACACUCUUGUUGGAAAGGGUGGAGGCCAGAUGAGUGGAGGUCAGAAACAAAGGAUAGCUAUUGCUCGAGCCCUUGUCCGAAACCCUAAAAUCCUGCUACUAGAUAUGGCCACGUCAGCACUGGACAAUGAAAGUGAAGCUAUUGUCCAAGAAGCACUUCAUAAGGCACGCAUUGGGCGCACUGCAAUCUCAAUAGCUCAUCGUCUGUCCACAGUCAAAGCCGCUGAUGUCAUCAUUGGGUUUGAGCAUGGAAGGGCGGUUGAGAGAGGAACACAUGAGGAGCUACUGGAAAGGAAAGGGGUUUAUUUCACACUGGUGACCUUGCAAAGCCAAGGAGACAAAGCACUUACUGAAACAGCAGUGGAAAAAAAUAACUUGCUUGUUACACCAAACCUUAAGAAAGACCAGUCAUUUAGCCGUGGGAGCUAUCAAAGCAGCUUGCGCGCUUCAGUUCGACAGCGUUCCAGGUCUCAGCUCUCUAAUGUAGUACCCAGCCAUCCAUUAUCAGUCACUGGAGACCAGUCAGACACUGUAUAUCGACUGCAUCAAUAUGAAGAAGGCACAUCUACGCAAAAGACAUUUGAGGAGGAAGAAGAGGAAGUGGAGCCUGCACCAGUCACCAGGAUUUUGAAAUACAAUUCUCCAGAGUGGCCUUAUAUGUUGUUUGGAUCUGUUGGCGCAGCUAUGAAUGGGGCAGUCAAUCCACUCUAUGCUCUAUUAUUCAGUCAGAUUCUUGCAACCUUUUCCAUGCCUGAUAAAGAAGAGCAAAGAGCACUGAUCAAUGGCAUCUGCCUGCUUUUUGUCCUUGUUGGAGCUGUAUCAUUUUUCACACAGUUCCUGCAGGGAUACACAUUUGCAAAAUCUGGUGAGUUGCUUACAAGACGGUUAAGGAAAAUGGGUUUCCAAGCUAUGCUAGGCCAAGAGAUUGGUUGGUUUGAUGAUCACAGAAACAGCCCUGGUGCCUUGACUACAAGACUUGCAACAGAUGCAUCACAGGUUCAAGGGGCUACCGGCUCUCAGAUAGGAAUGAUUGUCAGUUCCUUAACCAACAUUGGAGUGGCCAUUAUCAUUGCCUUCUACUUCAGCUGGAAACUAACUCUAGUUAUAAUGUGCUUCCUGCCCUUUUUAGCCUUAUCUGGAGCUGUGCAGGCUAAAAUGUUGACAGGAUUUGCCUCGCAGGACAAGCAAGCUAUGGAAACUACUGGGCAGAUUUCCAGUGAAGCCCUCUCUAACAUUAGGACUGUAGCUGGCAUAGGGAAGGAGAGAAAGUUUAUUGAAGCAUUUGAAGAACAGCUGGAAAUCCCAUACAGAGCUGCAAUCAGUAAAGCAAAUGUUUAUGGAAUCUGUUUUGGCUUUGCCCAAUGUAUAGUGUUCAUAGCCAAUUCAGUCUCUUAUCGAUACGGAGGUUUUUUGGUGGAGAAUGAAGGACUUCAUUAUAGCUAUGUGUUUAGGGUGAUCUCUGCUGUUGUGACCAGUGGCACUGCUUUGGGAAGAGCUUCUUCUUAUACUCCAAACUAUGCUAAAGCAAAAAUAUCUGCUGCACGUUUUUUUCAACUGGUGGAUCGGGUUCCCCAAAUCAGUGUUUACAAUGAUAGCGGAGAAAAAUGGGACAAUUUCAAGGGAAACAUUGAAUUUAUCAACUGCAGGUUCACGUAUCCUUCUCGGCCUGACAUCCAAGUUUUGAAUGGCCUCUCAGUGUCUGUUAAACCUGCGCAGACACUUGCAUUGGUUGGAAGUAGUGGAUGUGGCAAAAGCACUAGCGUCCAGCUUCUGGAGCGCUUUUAUGACCCUGACAAAGGACGUGUGUUAAUAGAUGGCCACGAUUCCAAGAAAAUAAAUAUACAGUUUCUUAGAUCUAAAAUUGGAAUAGUGUCUCAGGAGCCUGUGUUAUUUGACUGUAGUAUUGCUGAUAAUAUUAAAUAUGGUGAUAACAGCAAAGAGAUCACUAUGAAAGAAGUUAUAGAAGCAGCAAAGAAGGCCCAGCUGCAUGACUUUGUCAUGUCCCUUCCAGAUAAAUAUGAAACUAAUGUUGGGGCUCAGGGAUCCCAGCUUUCUCGUGGGCAAAAGCAACGCAUCGCUAUAGCUCGGGCUAUCAUACGAGAUCCUAAAAUUUUAUUAUUGGAUGAAGCAACAUCUGCCUUAGACACAGAAAGUGAAAAGACCGUGCAAGAUGCAUUGGAUAAAGCCAGAGAAGGACGGACCAGCAUUGUCAUAGCACAUCGGUUGUCUACAAUUCAAAACUCUGAUAUCAUAGCUGUCAUGUCUCAAGGAAUUGUUGUUGAAAAGGGCACUCAUAAUGAACUGAUGGCCAGGGAAGGAGCUUAUUACAAACUUGUCACCACUGGAGCACCAAUUAGCUGAUUUACCACAGGCUCUGUGUAAACUUGAAGGAUGAGUUUUCUAAAUGAGAACUCUGCAGUUGGUUUGGCAAUGCUGGUACCCCUUUAAGUUGUUGCAUGGUACAAAACUCUGUCAUAUGACCAGUUACAUGGGACACUAUCAAGCCUAAAAUGUAUCUUGCCUUCUGGAGUCGGCAAGCCCUGUAGGAUCAUAUAUGGUGACUACAGAGUAGGCUGAUUUGUUCAAGAGAUAGCCUAGCCCAUUGUGCAAGGGAGAAAAGGAAUUUCCUGGUAAGAAAGCUCUUUAUCUGGGAGUUGUGGAGCUAUUGGAGGGUAGGGAGCUCGUGUAAAAUGCCUUUGUAGUCCGGCUGCACAGUGCCUUACUUGCUGGACUAAAUGUUAGUCAAGGAAGAAUCCACCCUGAAUAUUAGCAUGUCAGAGCAGGGACUGCUUCUUUUGGCAAGUAAAACAUAACACCAAGUACGAUACUAGCUUCUAUUUUAGUGGUGGGAUCAAAUAUUUCCUAACCUGAAGGUU
This is a messenger RNA of Gopherus flavomarginatus (Mexican gopher tortoise), 3678 nucleotides long. RefSeq names its product ATP binding cassette subfamily B member 11 (gene ABCB11). Gene Ontology annotation, cellular component: membrane. NCBI's taxonomy places the organism in Eukaryota, Metazoa, Chordata, Testudines, Testudinidae. Gene Ontology annotation, molecular function: ATP binding; ABC-type transporter activity; ATP hydrolysis activity. The coding region runs from base 116 to 3163 and encodes 1015 amino acids. The record is from RefSeq and is a predicted model, not a curated record. The transcript is spliced from 20 exons. Gene Ontology annotation, biological process: transmembrane transport.